Molecule: messenger RNA, 3957 nt
Organism: Pongo pygmaeus (Bornean orangutan)
Lineage: Eukaryota; Metazoa; Chordata; Mammalia; Primates; Hominidae
Gene: MILR1
Product: mast cell immunoglobulin like receptor 1
Exons: 10
Coding region: 112-1188 (358 amino acids)
Source: RefSeq, a predicted model, not a curated record
GAAGACAGAUUGGUAGAACGAACCAGUAUUGUGCAAAGCUCGUCCAAACCCUCUGAUUUCCUUAACUUGGCGAAGAAAAAGAGGAAGUUCUCCGAGCGACUCACCACUGUGAUGCUACUAUGCCUUCUGACCCCGUCUUGGACUUCAUUUGGGAGAAUGUGGAGCCAUUUGAACAGGCUCCUCUUCUGGAGCAUAUUUUCUUCUGUCACGUGUAGAAAAGCUGUAUUGGAUUGUGAGGCAAUGAAAACAAAUGAAUUCCCUUCUCCAUGUUUGGACUCAAAGACUAAUGUGGUUAUGAAGGGUCAAAAUGUAUCCAUGUUUUGUUCCCAUAAGAACAAAUCACUGCAGAUCACCUAUUCAUUGUUUCGACAUAAGACACACCUGGGAACCCAGGAUGGAAAAGGUGAACCUGCGAUUUUUAACCUAAGCAUCACAGAAGCCCAUGAAUCAGGCCCCUACAAAUGCAAAGCCCAAGUUACCAGCUGUUCAAAAUACAGUCGUGACUUCAGCUUCACAAUUGUUGACCCGGUGACUGCCCCAGUGCUGAACAUUAUGGUCAUUCAAACAGAAACAGACCGACAUAUAACAUUACAUUGCCUCUCAGUCAAUGGCUCGCUGCCCAUCAAUUACACUUUCUUUGAAAACCAUGUUGCCAUAUCACCAGCUAUUUCCAAGUACGACAGGGAGCCUGCUGAAUUUAACUUAACCAAGAAGAAUCCUGGAGAAGAGGAAGAGUAUAGGUGUGAAGCUAAAAACAGAUUGCCUAACUAUGCAACAUACAGUCAACCUGUCACCAUGCCCUCAACAGGCGGAGACAGCUGUCCUUUCUGUCUGAAGCUACUACUUCCGGGGUUAUUACUGCUGCUGGUGGUGAUAAUCCUAAUUCUGGCUUUUUGGGUACUGCCCAAAUACAAAGCAAGAAAAGCUAUGAGAAAUAAUGUGCCCAGGGACCGUGGAGACACAGCCGUGGAAGUUGGAAUCUAUGCAAAUAUCCUUGAAAAACAAGCAAAGGAGGAAUCUGUGCCAGAAGUGGGAUCAAGGCCGUGUGUUUCCACAGCCCAAGAUGAGGCCAAACACUCCCAGGAGCUACAGUAUGCCACCCCCGUGUUCCAGGAGGUGGCACCAAGAGAGCAAGAAGCCUGUGAUUCUUAUAAAUCUGGAUAUGUCUAUUCUGAACUCAACUUCUGAAAUUUACAGAAACAAACUACAUCUCAGGAUUUUCUUACAGUCUGGAGACCAGAAAACUACUGUUGUGACUGUUGUGUUGUUGCCUCUGCCACAGCUGCCUCACACCCAGAAACAAGCCCACAGUGGAGGAGGAGAGCUUUGCCACUGCAGACAUUUGCUUCUCAGCCACAACAUUUUGCUUUCCAAACCCCAGCCUGGGCACCUCAUUGGUGGAAGAUACUCACAUCCCUGAUCCCAGGAAUACAGUGACUAUAAUUUUUUAGGUUUCUGACCCCACCAAAUAGGAGGAUGGUUAAGAUGUGGCAUGAAACAGCCCAUUAAAAUAUCUACCACACUAGCCAAAAUAUCAAUCAAGAGUGAGGGUAAUACACAUUUUAAAGCAAAGACUGAGAAGGUUAUCCAAUCACACAUUCUCACUGAAAGAACUACUAAGAACUAAAUGAUGUACUUUAUGAAGAAGGAAACUGAAUACAGAAAAAGUGUGUAGGAUUCAAGAAGCAUAUGAGGAAACAUAAAUGAGAGAGUUGCAUAAGGUUCAGAAACAUUAUAAAUUUAUCAUUAUUUUAAAAAUGUGGGCCGGGCAUGGUGGCUGAUGCCUGUAAUCCCAACACUUUGGGAGGCCGAGGCUGAUGGAUCACUUGAGCACAGGAGAUCAAGACCACCCUGGGCAACAUGAUGAAACCCCGUCUCUACUAAAAAAUAAAAACAUUGGCUAGGUGUGGUGGUGCAUGCCUGUAGUCCUAGCUACGCAGGAGGCUGAGGUGUGAGGAUCACUUGAGCCUAGGAAGCAGAGGCUGCAGUGAGCCGAGAUUGCACCACUGCACUCCAGCCUGGGUGACAGAGCAAGACCCUGUGUCAAAAAAAAAAAAAAAAGGCAUGGUAUUUGUAUAUGAUUGAACAAGCAGAACAAUGGAACCUGGGAGGUCAAGCAUUUUAAAGGUAAGCAGCAAGUCCGGAUGUAGUUCUAAAUAUAUAUAGUAACUUAGUAUAGGAUAAAUACGGCAUCUUAAAUCAAUGGGAAAAAGAUGGAUUAUUCAACAUAUUGUAAAAACUUGAGAAUCACAUUAAAAAAGUUGGACCCCUACCUCAUUCUUUACAACAAAAUUAAUUCUGAUAGAUGCAGUCACAGAAGUGCUAGAAGAAUAUGUGGGGGAUUUAAAAAUAAUCUUGAAGUGGGGAGGACUUUUAUAGGUAUGACUCACAAUCCAGAAGACAUAAAGGAUUGUUAAAUUUAAUUAGAUAAAUCAUUUAGUUAGAUGAAACAUUUUAAAAUUACAUUUAGAAAUCAUAAACUAAAUCUAAAGAAUAACUAGGGGCUGGGCGCAGUGGCUCACGUCUGUAAUCCCAUGGGGCAGGUGGAGCACCUGAGGUCAGGAGUUUGAGACCAGCCUGGCCAACACGGUGAAACCCCGUCUCUACUAAAAACACAAAAAUUAGCUGGUGUGGUGGCACAUACCUGUAGUCCCUGCUACUGGGGAGGCUGAGGCACGAGAAUUGCUUGAACCUGGGAGGUGGAGGUUGCAGUGAGCCAAGAUCGCGCCACUGCAUUCCAGCCUGGGCGACAGAGCAAGACUCCAUCUCAAAAAAAAAAAAAAAGAAUAACUAGGGAGAAAACACCAUGAUGUGUUGCAUAAUAACAUUUCAGUCAUUCAUGGACCAAAUAUAAGACAGGGGUCCCAUAAAACUAUAAUACCAUGUUUUUACUGUACCUUUUCUAUGUUUAGACACAUUUAGAUACACAAAUACUUACCAUUGUGCUACAAUUGCCUAGUGUUCAGUAGCAUGCUGUACAGGUUUAUCUCUAGGAAGAAUAGACUAUCCCACACACCCUAGGCGUGUAGCAGGCUAUGCCAUCUAGGUUUGUGCGAGUACACUCUAUGCUGUUGAAACAGUGACUUCCACUGUUAAGCGAUGCAUGACUGUAGUUUGAGCCCAGGUCUCAGAUAUUGUAUGAAGUUUCAUAAUAUUAUGAGCUUUUACAAAUCAUUAAGAGAAAGACCAAUAAUCCAGUAGAAAACUGGGAAAAGGUGGCAUCUGCAGGGUAACACCAGGGCAGCACAGAAAUCUUGCUGGGAUGAGGAGCUGCAAACAUGUGUGGUCGACUUUUUGGCCUUCUGCCUCUUCUACUCUCAGGGAUGGGGGAUUACGACCUAAAGAAGUUGUCUUUUCUCAGUGUUACUUCUCCCUAAGGAUUUAAAGGGGAGACUUGGCCAAAGGAAUGAUCAACAGUGGAUUUGAGAUGCCUGGAGCUUAUUUCCUUCUUUCUCCUUAACUGUCCUGGAAGGAAAUGGACUAGUGCCUUACCUCUGACUCUUCCGCAGCACACACCCACCACCAGAGACAGUAACUGAGAUCUGCAGUAGCACAGAAAUUUACAGGUUAGAAAAAUUAGACACCUAAGGAUUUCAUGACUCCAGACCUGUUUCCUUAGCAUGAUACCACACCAGUAGGAGAAAUACAACUUAAAAAAUUUCUUUGUAAAUAAAUUCUAUAAAAUUUUGGGUAAAAAUUUAUCAUAAAAAAAUUAUUAAAAGCAAUUGGGUUGGAAGGAAGUUCUGUCAAAAUACAAUCCAGGUGUGCAGUUCUCUGAUAAAUUUGGCAGUGGUUACUACUGAGGCAGUCUUUCAAAAAAAAGCAUAAGAGGACUUUAAGGGGUGAUGAAAAUUUUCUACAUUGCCUUUGUGAAGAUGGUUACACAUUUGUCAAUACUCAUCAAUUUGUACAUUUAAAAGAGGUAAAUUUAUUGUAUGUAAAUUGUAUCUUAAUAAA